GCGUCGUGCAAAGACCGGAAGAUUCCAACUCCCUCCGGGCUCUCUCUCUAGUCUCUCUCUUUCUCUGCUGAGUGCUGAAAGAAAGGAAGAUCAUCUCACUCUCUCGAUCGAUCGAUCGAAAUCUCAAGCCCCGAAGAAGGAGAGAAAAAAGAAAAAUCGAAGGUUUUCUUCAUUCGUUUGAUCGCACUUCGCGAUGCCUUCCGAGGACUCGCCUCGCUGGCGUGAAAAGGCCACUGGGUUCUUCUCUUCCUCUGGGGUGAGGCUUAAGCAAGCUGGGCAAUCAGCCGGGGCUUUUGUAGGAGAUGUAGCUAAGGAUGCAGGCGAAAACGUAGCUGAUAUGGCGGGGAAGGUUGGGUCGAUGGUCAAGGGCCGGUGGGCCCUCAUUCAGCAAACCAGGCAAAACCGGCCGGCAGCACCGCCAGGAGAGAGCGUGCAAGAACGCCUUCUCUCUGCUGCCGCUUCCACUGGAUUGCUCCUGAGGAAGGGCUUCUUGGAAACGAAAGAAAAGGUUUCCGUGGGAAAAUUGAAGGUCGAAGAGGCAGCAAAGAAGACAGCAGAUAAAAGUAAGAGCAUUUUGAACAAUAUCGAGCGUUGGCAAAAGGGAGUGGCAAGCAAUGAUGUAUUUGGUGUCCCAAUUGAGCUUACAGUAGAACGUCAACAUUCUACUAGGCCUGUUCCUCAAGUAUUGGUCAGAUGUGCAGACAAUCUCAUUGUAUCAGGAUUAAGCACUGAGUACUUGUUUAAAUCUGAAGGAGACAGAAAGGUUAUUCGGCAGUUAAUUUCACUUUAUAACCAAGACUGGAAUGCAUCUUUGCCAGAGGGUGUAAGCCCAGUUGACUUGGCUACAUUAAUUAAAUGUUAUCUUGCUAGCCUUCCUGAGCCUCUUACUACAUUUGCUCUGUAUCAUGAAAUUAGAGAUGCAAGGAGUAGCUUACAUGACAUGAGAAAUAUUUUGAAGAAGCUUCCAAAUGCAAGUUACAUGACACUGGAAUUUGUUACUGCCUUAUUGCUCCGGGUGAGCCAGAAAUCAUCACUUAACAAGAUGGAUGCUCAUAGCCUUGCUGUGGAAUUAGCACCAUUAAUAAUGUGGCAGAAAGGUGAUUCAAGAGCAGAUUUCCAUGGUCAUCUUAGCUAUACAUCAAAAGGUCCUUCGAAGACUGUGGAUCUGGCAUCAAAUCAGCAUGACUGGAACAGCCUUUUGGAUGAAGAUGAUGAUACUGCUGAUGCUUCUUCCCAGAUCCCCUUGGAUGAUGAUGCACCCCCAGAUUAUGGUGCCAUUGAGGUAAUCCUGUGCCUCAUCGAACAUCACAACACCAUUUUCACAGAUGCAAAUGAGACCGUAUGGAGAUGAUUUAUGUCUUUGCUCUUCCUUUUUGUGAGCUGAGGUAAAAUUUGGUAUAUACAGUUCUCAUCUGGGAAGUACCAUUUGUCUCAGGAAUGUGAUUUUUCUUUAGAAAAGGUUCUCCAUGGUGCUGGAAAAAUAUGUUUAUCUAGGACAGUCUUGAACUCUAAUAUAUUUGGAUUCUAUAUAGUUUGACUACUUUAGGGGAGACUUAGAAAAUAUUGUGUUGUUUCAUCUGUCGACAAAAGUUAUAGCCUGUAGAUAUUUGUACAGUUGAGACAUUCUUUUUGUGUGUACUUGAUUGUGAGUUUGGAGCAUAAGCCUCACCGAGAAGAAUAUUUU
Elaeis guineensis (African oil palm) is the source of this 1684-nucleotide messenger RNA. RefSeq lists its product as uncharacterized. The record is from RefSeq and is a predicted model, not a curated record. Gene Ontology annotation, biological process: signal transduction. NCBI's taxonomy places the organism in Eukaryota, Viridiplantae, Streptophyta, Magnoliopsida, Arecales, Arecaceae.